Anarrhichthys ocellatus (wolf-eel) is the source of this 1212-nucleotide messenger RNA. Its product is annotated as DNA helicase MCM8-like. The record is from RefSeq and is a predicted model, not a curated record. The coding region runs from base 1 to 696 and encodes 231 amino acids. Lineage: Eukaryota; Metazoa; Chordata; Actinopteri; Perciformes; Anarhichadidae. The transcript is spliced from 6 exons.
AUGGUCGAGGUGGAGGGUGGGCGCAACAAAUGGCUGACCUUUGCUCGACACUUUGGACCCCUGGGCCUGUGCCAGCAAGCCCAGCAAUACGGCCUCGGUCUCCAGCAUCGUGGUGUCGGGGUUGUCUCGCAGCGGAGCAGCAAGAAAAAGCUUUGCUCCAGACCGGAGGAGAAGCCACUGCUGCUGGGCACUCAGUUCUCCACCUACCGAGGAUGGAGGAGUCGACCAUGGAGAGGUGGAUCAGCAGGUGGAGGAGGGUGGAGAGGUGGAGGUGGUGCUGCUGGAGGAGGAUCAGGAAACCACACCCUCAGCAGCCAGAGAGUCCUUUGUCAGGCUACUCUAGACGUACUGUGUCCGUACAAAGGAUGGACCCUGUACUUCACAGAAGGCUUCAUAGAGAGCUCACCUAGUGUGGAGAAGAUCAAAGUGUUUGAGAAAUAUUUCUCUUCCAAGAUUCAACUGUAUGACAAGGAUGAGGUUGAGCGUCAAGGCAGUGUUCUGGUGGAUUAUGCAGACUUGACUGGAGACCAAAGCGUGCGUGGGGCACUUCCUGAUCUGACCACAGAGCUGAAGGAACAGCCAGAGACAAUACUCAACUGUUUGGGUUUGGCCAUUCACCAGGUACACACACACAGUCACUACACACAUGCAUGUCAUCUGCAAGUUACAAUGUAUACGUACAAUCUAUGUGCAUAGUAUAUUAAGUACUCUUGGCAUCUUAUCCUUCAAAUUAUCUGUCACAUUAACAUUGUUUAAAAUGUAAAAGCUAGAGAACUGUGGUCGGUUGCACAGCACACGUUAAGUUACAAUUGAGGUUUACUUAAAAUAUAAUCUGUUGCACACCCUUAAGUCUUCUCCCUAAGGUGUCCUUAAAAUGUUCAGGUAGGUAUUUAAGGUUUUCUCUUAUCUUGGUCUUGGACUUAGGAAUCCCUUAAGGUUAGUUGAACCGCAUCAUGGUUUAUAGACGGUUUACAGCGAUAAACAAAGAAUACGAACGCACCCUGUGAGGAUGAGUGCUCUGAGAACUGAGGAACCCAACAGAUACACGACAGAGAACGUAGUGCACUUCUUUAAUGUUGCCGGCUUCCCAAAAGUGUGUGAGGUUAGAGGGCGAAACAACAUCAAUAUGUACAAUACCUCCAACACAGAGUGAUCAAAUACCUGACUGUGUGUGUGUGUGUGUGUGUGUGCGUGUGUGUGUGUGUGUGUGUG